Messenger RNA from Sesamum indicum (sesame), 1602 nucleotides. RefSeq names its product tryptophan aminotransferase-related protein 4. NCBI's taxonomy places the organism in Eukaryota, Viridiplantae, Streptophyta, Magnoliopsida, Lamiales, Pedaliaceae. The record is from RefSeq and is a predicted model, not a curated record. Gene Ontology annotation, molecular function: carbon-sulfur lyase activity; transaminase activity. Gene Ontology annotation, biological process: amino acid metabolic process.
UUUUUUGAGUGGGACAAAGAAAAAGUGAAUUAUAGUGGAAAAGUAGUAGAAGAGGGAGAGUUGACAAUGAUGAUCGGGUUGUGUGCUGUGUGCCUUUUGGCUUCUGUUGCUCUUAAUAUCUUUCUUGUGAGGAAUUUUUAUGUCGGUGAUGAGUGGAAGAAGCAGAGGCUGAGUAGUUGGGCUGAAGAAGCUGCAGCAGAAGCAGAAGCUGUGGCGUUGAUUUCUUGUUCUGGGCAUGGAAGAGCUUAUUUGGAUGGAGUUGUGGUGGAUGGGAAGCCUGUUUGUGAGUGUAAUACAUGCUACGGAGGACCUCACUGCUCUCUCUUUUCUCCUGAUUGUGCUGCUGAUGCUGAUGGUGGUGAUCCGUUGUUCUUGGAGCCGUUUUGGAUGCAAAAUCCUGCUGGAAGUGCAGUCCUGAUAUCAGGAUGGCACAGAAUGAGCUACGCAUUUCCAGGCUCUUCUUUCAUAUCACAAGAGCUCGAAAAUCACAUUCGUAGAGUCCAUUCCAUAGCCAAGAACGCUGUCACAGAAGGCAAAUACAUAGUCUACGGAACUGGAUCCACUCAGCUCCUCUCUGCAGCAGUUUUUGCCCUUUCUAUGAAUCUUUCGUCGCCUGCAAAGAUUGUAGCUCAAGCCCCUUACUACCCGACUUACAGGGUGCAAACAGAUUUCUUUCAAACGGCGUGGUUUGGGUUCCAGGGCGAUGCAUCAGAGCUGAAAAAUACCUCUGGUGAUGGUGCAGAAGUGAUAGAGUUUGUGACUUCACCAAACAAUCCAGAUGCACAGUUGAGAAAUGGUGUUUUGCAGGGGCCCCAUGUGAAGGCUAUAUAUGAUCAUGCUUAUUACUGGCCUCAUUACACAGCCAUUCCAGCUCCAGCAGAUGAAGAUCUAAUGAUUUUCACAAUUUCAAAACUCACUGGCCAUGCUGGAAGCAGAUUUGGAUGGGCUUUGGUAAAGGACAAGCAAGUGUAUGAAAACAUGAUGAACUACAUACAGAUAGCAGAACUGGGAACCUCAAAGGAUACUCAACUCAGAGCUCUGCAGCUUCUCAGAGCAAUUCAUGGCCAAAAAAUUUUUCAUUUUGCAUAUAAAACAAUGAGCAACAGAUGGGAGAAACUAAGCGAGAUUGUGUCGAGGUCUAACCGUUUUACGAUCCAAGAAAUCCCUCCUCGGUUCUGCAACUUCUUUGAGGAAGUCAGAGGACCGUCUCCCGCAUAUGCAUGGUUAAAAUGUGAGAGGGAAGAAGACUCAAACUGCAGGGCAGUCCUCCGGGCAGCUAAGAUCAUAGGCCGCGAGGGAAGCUUGUUUGAGUCUGAUGAUCGUUAUGUACGUCUCAGCCUCCUUAGGAGCCAAGACGACUUCGACUUGCUGCUGCGUCGGUUAAACGAUCUCAUCUCUGAGGAGAAAGGAGCACAAACCAUGUGAAGUCACAGAAUCAUCAAUCUCUGGUUGAUGGCCAUGUUUACCCACCUCUCAUUGCUCAAUUCCCUGUAAUACUGUAAUAACAACUUUAAACAGGUCAUGCUCAUCAUGACCUUAAGACUUACAUCAAAAAAAUUAAGAAUUAUAUUAAUGUAAGAGAUGUUGACAAUGAGAUACAAA